AUGGGACCGCUCCGCGAGGGUAGCAAGGUGAGCAGGGCCGGCGAGGCGGCCCCGGAGCCCUUUGGCCGCAGGUGGCGAGUCCCGGGAGACGGACCGCGGGUGACAGGAGUACAGGAGCAGAAACUGCAGCAGGAGAAGGAGAUCUCCCGCAGCCGCAUCCCCCGCCUGCUCCUUCGGCCUUAUGUAUCCCAGCAGCAACAGCAACAACAGAAAGUGUCCCCAGCCUCCGAGUCACCCUUCUCAGAGGAGGAGAGUAGAGAGUUCAACCCCCGCAGCUCUUCUGGAGGCUCAGCAAGGACCAUCAGCAGCAACAGCUUCUGUUCAGAUGACACUGGCUGCCCUAGUAGCCAAUCAGUAUCUCCCGUUAAGACUCCUUCUGAUGCUGGAAACAGUCCAAUCAGUUUUUGUACUGGCAGUGAUGGAGACUAUACCAAAAAGAAAUGUAAUGCUGGAACGGUGGGGGAAGGAAACCCACAGUCUGCGCGAUAUAAGAAGGAAACAAAGACAAACCCUGUAAAACCAGGGAGUGAAGCUGAUUUUAGCUCUUCAAGCAGCACAGGCAGCAUUUCAGCUCCUGAAGUUCAUAUGUCUGCUGGUGGGAGCAAAAGAGCCUCUUUUUCUCGCAAUCGUGGCCCUCAUGGACGGAAUAAUGGAUCUUCAUCAUACAAGUCUGGAGCCAGUCCGCCUACUUCUCGUGAGAAGGACCUAUUGUCAGUAUUGUGCAGAAAUCAGCUGAGUCCUGUUAACAUCAAUCAGAAUUAUGGGGCUUCUUCAGCCAGUAGCAGUAACUCAGGUUCAUACAAGGGAAGUGAUAGCAGCCCAGUUAUGAGACGGUCGGUGAGAUAUACUUCUUGUGGGGAGAAUCAUGGCAUUAAAGCACCACAUCCAGAGCAGUAUUUGACCCCACUGCAGCAGAAAGAAGUUACAGUGAGACAUCUAAAAACAAAACUGAAGGAAUCUGAGAGCAGACUUCAAGAAAGGGAAACAGAAAUAGAAGAGCUCAAGUCGCAGCUGGCUCGCAUGAGGGAAGACUGGAUUGAAGAGGAGUGUCAUCGAGUGGAAGCACAGUUGGCCUUGAAAGAAGCAAGAAAGGAGAUCAAACAACUUAAGCAGGUUAUUGAAACCAUGAAAAACAGCUUGGCUGAGAAAGACAAAGGGAUUCAGAAGUAUUUCAUAGACAUAAAUAUCCAAAACAAGAAACUGGAGUCCUUGCUUCAGAGCAUGGAGGUGGCUCAGAGUGGCUCUCUAAGGGAUGAGCAGUGUAUAGAGUAUACAUGUGAGUCACCUGGUAAGUCUUUAGGUCCAAGUACAAUAUAUUCCAAAAUGGUGGGCAGCCUAGUUAUGGAGGACCAAACCAUGGAGGACAGCAGGCUGUUGCUCAAUGAUGAUAUGGCUAAUGGGACUGACUUUUUUGAAGAAAUUAUUCUGGCCGCUGCACCUGAAUCUGGUGAUCCAGCCCUCUUCACUUCCAGUGCUGGGCCUGCUGCCCUAAACCAAAAUGCACUUGAAAGGGUCUGUGCUGAAAAACUAACAUCCUCACAGGCGGAGGAGGAGAGCGACAAUAGCAUGACGACGGAACAGGCCAUUCAGACUGAUGUGGUGCCAUACAGCCCGGAUGUGGAGCAGCUCGUUCAGAACAUAAUCAGAACACAACGUAUCAGUUCCAUGAGCCCAUUUGCUGCCUUAAAGGGAUUGGAUGGAUUUCCUGCUGGAUGCUUCAGUGAAUCUGCUUUGCUACUGGACUUAAAUCCAAGUGAUCCAAACUCUGCCAUCCUUUUGUCUCCCAUGGAGUCUCCAGGUAGCAAGGAGGAUUGGAGCGUUAGUGAAAACCGUGUUAUGAAGGAACUUGACUUUACAGCCUCUCAUGAUGAAACAUUCAGAAAUGUCAUUACUGUCUCCCAGGCAGGCAUCACGAAAAGGUACUGGAGCAGCAGUUUCCUUGUUGAUCUUUUGGCUGUAGCAGCCCCCAUUGUACCAACAGUAAUGUGGGCAUUCAGCACUCAGCGAGGUGGAACGGAUCCGAUCUAUAACAUCGGCGCAUUGCUUCGUGGCUGUUGCCUGGUGGCGCUACACUCGCUGCGUCGUGCACCUUUCAAUAUCAAAACCUAA
Molecule: messenger RNA, 2109 nt
Organism: Emys orbicularis (European pond turtle)
Lineage: Eukaryota; Metazoa; Chordata; Testudines; Emydidae
Gene: SYBU
Product: syntabulin
Exons: 7
Coding region: 1-2109 (702 amino acids)
Biological process (GO): axonal transport of mitochondrion; synapse maturation
Cellular component (GO): cytoplasmic microtubule
Source: RefSeq, a predicted model, not a curated record